Molecule: messenger RNA, 1051 nt
Organism: Anopheles arabiensis
Lineage: Eukaryota; Metazoa; Arthropoda; Insecta; Diptera; Culicidae
Product: RRP15-like protein
Exons: 2
Coding region: 103-1011 (302 amino acids)
Biological process (GO): maturation of LSU-rRNA; maturation of 5.8S rRNA
Cellular component (GO): preribosome, large subunit precursor
Source: RefSeq, a predicted model, not a curated record
GUGAGUAGGUGAAAUACACUUUGUUUUGAUAUCGGCGCCGCACGUGUAUAACUUCGCGCGUACCGUUUUGCAUUGAAAGGCACCCACUAAACGCUACACAAAAUGUUGAAACCAGCUAGAAAAAUGAAACAGGUGGCAGUGCCCGCACCGGCUGAAAGUGAUAGCGAUUCGCUGGCGGAUGAUAGCAGCGGAUCGGACGACUUUCUAUCCGACGAGGAGUACCCGAUGUCGGAGGAGGAGCUGGACUUGCAAAACGAAACUGGCGACACGGAACCGUCCGACGAGCCGACGAAGUGGGCCAAAGCGAUGGCCAAGUUUCUGCGCAAAGCCACCGACGACAGCAUUCUGUCGAAAGCGGCCACAGACGAGCAGAAGGAGCGCAAAAAGCAGGAAGCGAAAGCGAUCGACUUUGAUGUGGUCAGUGCGGAGGGCACGGUAAAAAAGGAACCGACACCAGGAACCGACAAUUCGGAAGAGAAACCGGACGAGUUGAAGCUGAAGGAGGAACUGUUGCGACAGAAGGCAGCACUCAGGAAGCUGCGACAGAAAGACAUCCUCGGUCUCCGGGUACGGCCCACGAUACAUGAUUACGAGCGCGAACGAACGCUGCGCAAGGUGGCCACCCGCGGUACGGUACAGUUGUUCAAUGCCGUCCGGCAGCAGCAGAAGACGGUGAACCAGAAGCUGCAGGAAGCCGGCAAGCUGGAGUACAAGCGGGAAAAGGUGCUCAAGAGCCUUAACCGGAAGGAGUUUCUGGACGUGCUGAUGAACGGACCGCGCGCCAAGUCGGAACUGGUGGACAAUUUGGUGAAAAAGGAGGAGGACGAAGAGGAAGACAUCAAAUCGGAGGUCGAUUCGGACGACGAGCCGAAGUCUACGUGGGGCGCGUUGCGAGCCGAUUUCCUUACGGGGAAAAAGUCCGGCUGGGACAAAGAGGACGGAGAGGACGAAGCGCGCAAAGUUCCGGACGAUCUGGACGAGGACAUGGAUUCGGACGGUUCGGAUAUGUAGGAGAAUAAAGUUUGUACACCAUCUUCCAGCGCCACAGAAA